Molecule: messenger RNA, 4721 nt
Organism: Plodia interpunctella (Indianmeal moth)
Lineage: Eukaryota; Metazoa; Arthropoda; Insecta; Lepidoptera; Pyralidae
Product: octopamine receptor beta-1R-like
Exons: 5
Coding region: 264-1598 (444 amino acids)
Biological process (GO): adenylate cyclase-activating adrenergic receptor signaling pathway
Cellular component (GO): plasma membrane
Molecular function (GO): octopamine receptor activity
Source: RefSeq, a predicted model, not a curated record
GCGGCGCGCUCCGCAUGUCGGCCGCCAUCUUUACGUACGUUCCUUUUUCAAAUAUUAAAAAAGUGUGUGAGUUUAUGGAAUUAAAAAGUGAUUGAAUAGUGGUGAUUCAUUUUAUUUUUUUGUUUUGUUCAUGCAACUAUCAAAUUGGGUACUCAACAAGCAGAGCGUACAAUGGCGACUUACAUCAGAUAUUUACACCGGAAAAACCCUUUUCUACUGGCAAAAGAGAUAAACCUCACUUAGAAGAAUCAAGAACAUGAAAAAUGAAAUUUGAAGUCGUAUUCAAUAUUGGAAAUUUAGACAAUUUCACACUGGACUUCAGAGAUCUUUCAACAUCAAUGUAUCUCACCGACAUUUAUGUGAACAAAACGCUGGAACUCAACGCGACCGGCAACGAUUUGGUUUACUCAAAUCAAUUCCACGACGAGCCAUUUAUAGUUUUUUUAGUCGUGUUAAAAUGUGUUAUAAUGUUGUUCAUAAUAAUCUCGGCAAUAUUAGGAAAUUUGCUAGUCAUAGUGUCAGUGAUGAGACAUAGAAAACUGAGAGUGAUAACGAAUUAUUUCGUUGUGUCAUUAGCUUUAGCCGAUAUGUUAGUAGCAAUUUGGGCUAUGUGUUUCAAUUUUAGUGUAGAAAUUACCAAUGGGAAAUGGUUGUUCGGCUAUUUCAUGUGCGACGUGUGGAAUUCACUUGACGUUUAUUUUUCUACAGCUUCUAUAUUACAUUUAUGUUGCAUCAGUGUCGAUAGAUAUUACGCUAUCGUUCAACCGUUAGAUUAUCCCCUGAUAAUGACCACAGGGAAACUUGGCAUCAUGUUGGCUGUGGUCUGGUGUAGUCCAGCUUUAGUCUCCUUUCUCCCGAUCUUCAUGGGCUGGUACACAACAGAAGACCACAUGGAGUUCAGAAGAAGAUACCCAAAAGUGUGCAGUUUUACCGUGAACAAAGUGUACGCAGUGAUAUCGAGUAGUGUCAGUUUUUGGAUUCCUGGCGUGAUAAUGCUGUUCAUGUACUAUAGGAUAUAUGUGGAAGCGGAUCGACAGGAGAGGAUGUUAUAUAGGAGCAAAGUAGCAGCACUUCUCCUGGACAAGCAUCUGCAAAUCAACGGCAUUUCAAUGGGGGAGGUGAUGAGAGAGAGACAGAGCAUACAGAUGCAGCCGAUGGCGAGCAGUAAGAUGAAGAGGGAGCGGAAAGCGGCGAGAACGCUCGGCAUUAUUAUGUCUGCUUUCCUGGCUUGCUGGCUGCCCUUCUUUCUAUGGUACAUCAUAACAGCGCUGUGUGGCGACGCGUGCCCUUCACCACCGCCGGUGGUGGCCGCAGUGUUCUGGGUGGGUUACUUCAACUCGGCACUGAACCCACUCAUUUACGCAUACUUCAACAGGGACUUCCGAGCUGCGUUUAGAAAGACCCUAGGAUCUUGCUGCAGAUCGAUAUGCGGGGAAUUCGGUCGACGGUGUUGCUACAGACCACGUCGCGAACAUCCCCACUCCAACGCAUCAUCAGAUAUCCACAUGAAUAACUGUGUCAAGUCAACCUCAGCUGACCUGCUCAGAGCCCACCAGGCGUCCAGCUCGAGACCUGAGGAAAUCUUGGUGGAGAGCUAAACUGAAAAGACAGGCUAAAGACUAAUUUUAAACGGAUUUUAUAUUCGUGUCACACAUGCUUUUUAACUUAUUUGAAAAGAAUAAUGAGAUGAAAACAAUUCUGGAAUCGAGCGGGAUGUGAACCCGCGCCCCUGUCUAUCCGGGACAGUGCUCUUAACCAUUGAGCUAUUGAGACCAUGCCAGUUCGACUGAAUUAAUUCAUCUCUUUACGUCUUACGCUGACGAACAGUAUUUUCAUUAGAGUGUAGUACACCACACUACUACACUUAACUAUCCCGCUCGAUUCCAGAUUUUUUUGAUCGAUUAUUAUAUUUAAAGACCAUUUAUUUUCUUAAGUUGUACACUGACUGGGAAGGUAGACCGUUGAGAAAAGCACACGAAUUGGAAAAGAAGACCAUUUGGACAAGUAGAUCGAUCGAGAAAACGGAUCGAUCGUUCCAGAGGGCUUAUAUUAUAUUCAUCAAUGGUGUCCAAUGAGAUAUUACUAGGUACAAUAGAUAAUUGAUUUUAUAGAGAAAGUAUUAUAGUUUUCAAUUAUAAUGGGACACGAGUUCGACGUUGACAAAUACUAUGAAGUAACGUAUCGUGAGAUAAAUUAUUGGAAGCUUAUAUGAGGCCUGGGUUCCGAAGUUUAACAACUGAGGAAGUAAACGGAAAAAUGGUCAGAUAAGAGAGGGAAAUACUGGAAAACAAACACGGCAACGUUAAUUAUUUGUAUUAUGUAAAUGUUGCUUCUAUUUGAUAUGAAUAUUAUCAUAAGUUUAUCGCAAUAAUAUUUCGAGAAAAUAUUUACCGUGGGGACUUAACUCCUUUUCAUUUAGUGAGAUUGUAUUGGCUCAUAUGUAGUUUCGACGAUAGAUACGUCUUUUUCUUGUAACACAUCGAUCGCGCAGAAUGGAGACACAAUACCUACUUAGAUAUAAACAAUUGUUUGGCCGGCGCCAAGUGGCACCGGUUCGUAAGGUUGACGCUAAGACUAAACACAACCUGCCCAGAAAAAUGCUAGGUACGCCAUUUUGUGAAAACGGCGGCGCGUUAAAGUCAACGUCAAAGUUAACUGUAACUGCGCGCGACCAAAAGCAAACUCACUCUAAAACUGUGUAGAUACAAUUUGCGUUUUAUAUUUAUAUGUAAACAAAAUAUAUUUCUAUGUAAUAAUAUCUAUAUAGUGCAUUCGUAGGGUUGUGAUUCGAGUAGUAUUUGUGACCCGGAAUUCAGGUCAUAUUUGUAAUAAAAACAUCUUUCAUUAUAUGGUCGUUAAUAUACACGUCACACUGCGUGGUUCGUUAACUUUUUUAGAAGUACUUUUGUUGCUGUAUUUUUAGUAUUCGAUUAACAUAUAAUGAAAAAACUACGAGAAACCAGGAAUUACUGGAUAAAAAGGUUAUUAAAAAAAAUGUGUUGUCAACUCUUAAGUUAUUUAUAUAAAAAAUACUAAAUGUCCUCGUUAAAGAAUAACGUGAUAAAAAAAAUUGAUGCAAUAGGACAAGUCACACGGGUUUUUAUCCCCAAAGUCCAAAACAUACCUAUAUAUAAGACACAACUCGAUAAUACAAUAUUUUAUAACAUACACAUUACAUCAAAACAUCUAAGACCCAGAUCAAUCUGAAUUAUAUUUUCCAUUGUGACCGGGAAUCGAACCCGGGGCAUGGUGGGCAUAAUCAACCACUACAAUUAUUUGUCUAUCAGUGACCGUACUAAUUUUUUUACUAAAGUUUUUCAACAACGUCUCCUACGUUAUUGAUUUUAUAUUUUCGUACCGCACAUGAAUCGUUUACGUAAAUAUUUGAUGUCCUGCUAUUCUGACGUAUAAAUUAGUCAUGAGAAAUUGUAUAGCAUUAUAAUUUCUCCACACGAUGUUUACGUCAUAACAGCAGGACAUCAAAUAUUAACGUUGACUUGAUAAACACAUGUGAGAGUAAGUUUAUUUGCUAUACCUUCACCAAUUAACUAUAUAAUCUUUAAUAAAUAAUCAGCCAUUUAAACGUCCCCACCGCUGGGACACAGGCCUUCCUCUAGGAUAGAGCAUGGCACCCACCACACGGGCCUAUUGCGGAUUGGCGGCUUUUAGCGGGUGUAAAUUUCUAAUCAAGUGUUAAGUGUCAUUUAUUAAGCAUAUAGGCCCCACAUGCUUAGUCAAUGACGCUUAACUUUUCGUUUCGUAUGGGAGUAACCGCGAAAUCGCGAAAAUGGUCUGUUUAAAAAGUCUGUCUGAAAAAAAAAUUAAGAAAAUGUAUGGAUCGCCUGUAUUAUUUUUCGUGACUUCCGUGUUGCAAUACGAAAGGUUGUUAAGUAAUAUGGACUAAGCAUAUAGGUAAUUAAGUUCUCAGUGAUUAUAAAGUCAUCCUGCAUUAAAAUUCCCACUCUACUCGUAACAGCUUCGACUCCAAUCUUCACAAGCAUAAAAACAAAGCCCCCUUCCGCUGUAUCUCCUUUGGUAUGCUUAGAUCUUUAAGUCUACGCAACGGAAUAUCAUGCGGAUUCUUUAACAGAUACAUUCAAUAGUUUAUAUGUAUAUAACACUAGCUUUUGCAAGCGGCUUCGCCCGCGUAAAUUUCUCAGCGAAAGCGGAACAGACAUGAUUUUCAUACAAACUUUCACCCCCUAUUAUAGUCAUAUGGGGGUUGAUUUUUGAAAAAAAAGUAGCAUAUCUUUUAACACGGGUCUUUAACUAUAUGCAUAUCAUAUUUCAUCAAAUUUGUGCCAGCGGUUUAGCCGUAAAAGCGGAACAGACAUACAGCUUUUAACAUUUAUAGUAUGGAUGCAUAAUAUUGCACUCAUGCGAAGCCGGGGCGCUAGUUAUGUAAAAGCUACUAUUCGAGACGACAUAGACAGGAAUAGAAAGUAAUAAAGAACUAGAUGGAAUUCUUAGCAAGGCUUCACUUCUAUGCACUUUAUUAAGGUCAUUGUCAAUGAAUGCAUUAUUGCCUUGUUGAGUGGAAAUUAUUUUUUUGCAUUAAGUAUAUAUAUAUAGUAGGUAGACUUCUAUCACUAUAGUAAUAAAUAAAUAUAAAUAUAUUAGGACAAAUCACACAGAUUGAGCUAGCCCCAAAGUAAUUUCGAGACUUGUGUUAUGGGAUACUAACUUAAAGAUACUAUAUUUUAUAACAUAUAUAUAUAUAU